GCGGCUGUUCUAAACAUUCAGAAGCACUGGGAGGACUGGUAAGAUGACUCUGACAGCGAUUACUCUUUUGUGCUUCGCAGCUUUGUUGCCUUUCCCAGGGCUGGGUAAAGGAGGCCACUCAGGAGAGCAACAUGGAGGGGUGCCAGGUCAGGUGUCCAUUAAUGUGGUGGUCACUAAUAAAUUUGCUAAUGAGUUGAACACCUACCCUGUCACUGCACCAAAGGGAAUGCCGAUAUUUGGGGUCUUAAAUCAACUGCAGGACAGCAAUCAGCUGAAUUUCACAUACAGCAUCAGCAAAAGCUAUGGCAUAUUUCUGGAGAGUGUGAAUGGACUGGCUGGAUCUACGGAGAACAAAACCUACUGGGAGCUUCUGUCUAAAAGAGAAAGGAAAACAACCCGACUGAACGUGGGAAUUGGCUGCUACCAACCCGAGAGGAAUGAGAAUUUCAUUAUGAAUUUCACCACCUGGGCCUAACCACUUCUGUUGCCGAAUUUCGUUUCGCUAUCGAAUUCAUGGUUGCAAAUGAAACCCCUUUGAUUUAGAUAUAAAUGAACCAAUUAAUCAAUAAAAUAGAUAACUGCAAUAAUCAAGUUACAAAGUAAUGUAUUUAAUUGUAUCUCCAGCAUUGUAAUACUCCAAUAAAAGCACAGUUAGGAUUAAA
Molecule: messenger RNA, 662 nt
Organism: Danio rerio (zebrafish)
Lineage: Eukaryota; Metazoa; Chordata; Actinopteri; Cypriniformes; Danionidae
Gene: tcnbb
Product: transcobalamin beta b
Source: RefSeq, marked validated